AUGAAAGCCCAACUCUGGCGAGACUACGAUGUGCCACAGGAGAAAAUCGAACAGUUGCGCGCCAAAGUGUACGAAUUCUGUGCACAGAAUCCGGACACCAUUGAGAUUGAAGAUGUGAAAAAUCGAAUUCUCUCUCCUGAUGAUGUUCUCAACAACAACCUGGAUGCAAACAACAACAAAACCACUGAUUGGAUGCUGAAGCGCUUUCUCAUAUCAUCACACAAAGAAGUGGAUGCGGCACUGCUUAAAUUUACCGAAUUUUUCACUUUUCGAAAACAGUACAAAAUGGCAUCCAUGUCGGUAGAAAAUGUACUUCCGUCUGAAUUUUUUAAAAUUCACCCUUUUGACUGUGAAGGUUUUGACAACAACGGCAACCGUAUUUUUACAGUUCGACUGAAAUACUAUCGCAAAAUGCCGCAAUUUGAGAAUAUCAUCAAGCGAGGAAUCAUAUACUUUACCGAGCUACUGGACCUGGAGUACGAGCAGGGCCUGUGCGACGGAGUGUGUCUAAUUGUGGAUGUACAGGACUUCAGUGUGAGUAAUCUGGAUAUGGACAUGCUGCAGUUUCUGGUGAAGCAGACACCUACCCUCUACAGUGGCCUCGUUCGGUGUUGUCUAAUCUACGAAACCCCCUUCCUGCUGAGUUAUCUUUUCAAGGUAGUCGAGGGUUGGCUGCCCUCCUCAACCGAUAAGAACGGCAAUAAGCGCAAGUUCUUUCACGCCGUCACAAAAAAGAACAUUCAUGAGUGGAUAGACGCCGACCAGAGACCUUAUUUUUUGAGCGGUAGUAGGACGGUGAGCCUGACGGUGCCGUCGAGUACACUCGCCUUUGACCAGUUUGUGCGCCAUUCAAAUGAAAUUGAAGAGCAGAAUGCGAAGAAGAUCAAGGAGUACUUGGACCAACUGGUGAGCGCCUGA
Messenger RNA from Rhagoletis zephyria (snowberry fruit fly), 918 nucleotides. The record is from RefSeq and is a predicted model, not a curated record. NCBI's taxonomy places the organism in Eukaryota, Metazoa, Arthropoda, Insecta, Diptera, Tephritidae.